AGGUGUUCGCGUGAGUUUUUACGAGUGACGGAGAAAUCAUCUGGAGAUGAUUCCACCAACGGGCGAUGGAUUCUGGGCGACGGUCGAACUCCUGGUGCACGCCAUACCGGACGCCAGGGGAGAUCGUUUUAGUGAUGAUAUUGAGGACUGGCUGGAGACUGUCGCCAGUAAAGUCGAGGUCAUCAGGGAGAGGAAGAGGAGGGUCAACCCUCAGGAUGAUCAGGAUCUCUAUCCAGGGUAUCGUCCCAUCAUCGACUGCAGCUUCAGCAAUCCCCCGGUAAGAUCCAAGCUGGAGAUGCUGAUGGGCAGCAAUGUCGUCAGACUGACGGACCGCAGGUACAUGCUGAAACUCAUGGCGAGGAUACGACAGGAUUACGAGAACCGGCAGCAAAGUAGGAUCGAGGAGAGAAAGAAAAAUGAACUGAUGAGGACGAAGAUGAUGAUCCUGAACCGCUUGAUCCCGGUGCAAGAGGCACCUGUGGAAAUCCGGAGGUAUCCACUCUUCCAGCUCUACUUGUACUGCGACGCAAUCAUCGAGGAGAAGAGGAAAAAGAGAUCACCGAAGCAGAUAAAAAUAGCGCAGUCCUUGUACCGUAAUCUCUAUCCGCACACCGAGACAGAGGAGAAACUAGGGACUGAGGAAACAGAGGUUUACAUGAAACGCGUUCACGUGAAUGGAUCCCCAGAAUUGGUACCUCUGACUGCUGAGGAACUGGCUGAAGUGAAACGAGAGGAGGAAGCAGAAUCAGACAUUGUCAACGGGUACAUGCUCACCCAGGAGGAGUACGACAGGCUCCAUUACGAAACCGCUGCAAUAAAGGAUCUCCGAGAGGCACAGAACGUGGAGGAUAUGUAUGCUAGAGCUCACGAAAUCCUGGGGAUUCUUUACUCCUACGUGGAUGAUGGAAAGUAUAAGAAGCCAUUGAAGGAGGAGUCAUCUGCGUCAUCGCCAGAGGGUCAAGAACAUGUCGAUGAACCUGAGACAGCGCAGUCAACAACGCAGGAUUAACGUCCCCUUUUCGGCGUAAAAAUCAUGACUUGCUCGUUCACUCGGGAAAAUUCAUCGCGUCAUAUUUACGGGAGGGGAUUGCAGAGACUCUGAGGUGAUUUGAGUUUGCUAUUCAUGGAGGGUGAAGGACCGGGCUGUUGGGGGAUAUCAAGAUGUCCAUGCAAAUGUAUUGCUGGAGAUGGUAACAUUGUCAAGCUGUCUGAUGAAUGGUGAUAAGAAGUGGAGGAGAUUUAAUUUUUAUCGCACGUCAUGCCUUCAAGAUGUGGGUAGAGAUAAAUGGAAAUAAAUCAUUUUUUUCAACUGAU
Messenger RNA from Fopius arisanus, 1314 nucleotides. RefSeq lists its product as uncharacterized. The record is from RefSeq and is a predicted model, not a curated record. The transcript has 6 exons. The coding region runs from base 47 to 1009 and encodes 320 amino acids. Lineage: Eukaryota; Metazoa; Arthropoda; Insecta; Hymenoptera; Braconidae.